CAAGGAGGGGACGGGAUGGAUUUGUCUGUGGGAGGGAGGGCCUCUCUCUCCCCAGUAGAGUUGGGGCUAGACGCCCCACCCUGCAUACUUCUCCUGACACACACCCCACUCCCCACUCUCCUGCCCAGCCUCCAUCCUGGGAACUGAGACCCCUCCCCCAUGCAGUGGUCCCUCUGAGCCCAGGGGUCUGCCUUCCCCCAUCUCAGUGGGCAGUGAUCCCAAUAACCACUGGUGAACUAAAGCUUGGCACGUGGCUAGCAGUUGAUGUCCAAGAAGGCUGGGACUGUCCCUGGAUACCUGUGCCAAACCAAUACAUGCUCCUGGCACCCACAUGCAAGGGUGCUGUCCGGCCCCACCAGUCUACGGUAUGGCACAGCCCAGGCAAAGGGACCCAGCAGGAAAACCCAGACUGUGGGCCUGGCCAGCCCCAGUCCUUGUGGCCACUGCCCACUUCAGCUUCUGCCGGACCCUCUUGGAGCAAACAGUGUCUGCCGAGAGCAUCCCCUGCCCCCUGCCCCGGACGCCAGGCACCAGUCUCACAUGGCAUGAUGCCCGCAGUCAGAGGGCAGCCAGCAGCAGGCCAGUCAAGCUCCUGCAGCAGCCCGGCUCGGAGGCCCCCCAGGUAUGCCUACCCCCUCAUUGCACAGCCCCAGCUCUCUGCCUCAACCCCUCAAUGCUGCCCGCUCCCCCACAGGGCCGGCUGUACUCGGACCACUAUGGCCUGUACCACACGAGCCCCUCCCUGGGUGGCCUGACGCGGCCGGUGGUCCUGUGGAGCCAACAGGACGUCUGCAAGUGGCUCAAGAAACACUGUCCCCACAACUACCUCAUCUACGUGGAGGCCUUCUCCCAGCACGCCAUCACCGGCCGGGCGCUGCUGCGGCUGAACGCAGAGAAGCUGCAGCGGAUGGGGCUGGCUCAGGAGGCACAGAGGCAGGAAGUGCUGCAGCAGGUGCUGCGUCUGCAGGUGCGAGAGGAGGGGCGGAGCCUGCAACUGCUCAGCCAAGCCUCCUACAGAAGUAUGUCCUAGCUGCUGCAGAGGCUGGACCCAGACCUCGGCACUGUGACUGACCCCACCCACCGGGAUGAGGCAGAGCUGGCUACGCGCGGGAGGGGGGCGGGCUGCCCUCUGUACCCUGGGGGGGCCUCCUCACGGCCUUGGCCAGGAGGUGAGAUGGGGCCUCCCUUGGGGGCCUAGUGAGGAGAGCAGGCCUGUGGGCCCCAGGGAGACAGUCUGUCUAUAUGCCCUCCCCUUGCCUGCUGAGCCCCAUGGAAGGGGUCCAACCCCAUCCUGUCCAGGGCCCUGCUGAAGAUGGACAGAAUUUCCUAUCCCCCCCACGCCCCCACCCCAUUCCAGGUAUCCUCACGUGUCCUGGAAGCCUCCCUCCGCCCCUUUGGUGCAUGUGGAAGUCAAGGCUUCAGGUCCAAAGAGGCCCCCGAGGCCCCUAGAAGUAGCAGCUGAGGCUCCAGAUUGCCCUAAGCCCACACUCUGAGUGACUCCAUGCUCCACUCGGCCAGGGCUCCUUCGUUAAAUGCAGACUCCUCCAGAAGCCAAUCUGCCUCUGGAGGCCAGCUAGGGCCUGGUGGUUUGGGGCCGGUGCUGCCCCACAGAGGGACAGUGGGGGUAGGGGAUCCUACCCUGCUCCCCUGCCCUCAGGGGGCUCAGAAAUCUCAGGGACGAUGAGACUGAGCCCCCAGCCCUGUCAUGUGCCCAGAGCUGGUCAUACAGGCCCAGUGUCCCUGCCCCAGCU
Echinops telfairi (small Madagascar hedgehog) is the source of this 1751-nucleotide messenger RNA. It is a transcript of the gene SAMD10, whose product is annotated as sterile alpha motif domain containing 10. Gene Ontology annotation, cellular component: cytoplasmic side of plasma membrane. Gene Ontology annotation, biological process: cell surface receptor protein tyrosine kinase signaling pathway. Lineage: Eukaryota; Metazoa; Chordata; Mammalia; Afrosoricida; Tenrecidae. Gene Ontology annotation, molecular function: protein binding. The transcript has 4 exons. The coding region runs from base 332 to 1030 and encodes 232 amino acids. The record is from RefSeq and is a predicted model, not a curated record.